Nymphalis io (European peacock) is the source of this 9468-nucleotide messenger RNA. It is a transcript of the gene SOCS5, whose product is annotated as cytokine-inducible SH2-containing protein-like. The coding region runs from base 313 to 1377 and encodes 354 amino acids. Lineage: Eukaryota; Metazoa; Arthropoda; Insecta; Lepidoptera; Nymphalidae. Gene Ontology annotation, biological process: intracellular signal transduction; phosphatidylinositol phosphate biosynthetic process. The record is from RefSeq and is a predicted model, not a curated record. Gene Ontology annotation, molecular function: 1-phosphatidylinositol-3-kinase regulator activity. The transcript has 12 exons. Gene Ontology annotation, cellular component: phosphatidylinositol 3-kinase complex.
GUCACCGACUUAGUAAUUGCGUAUAUUCUCUGCGUGCUAUUUAUUAUAAAAAAUAAUAUAUUUUUGUUGUUAAUGUGUAAAUAGCAUGUGUUUAGUGCCAUAAAAUAAUGUGAUUUAUUAUUGUGUCAAAAUAUUACUCCCUAGUUGUGUUAUAAGGUGAUAUUAGAAAUGAAUGAAAAUCUCCGAAUAACUUAAAACGAUAUUGUGAAAUUAUAUCGAAAACGAAAAAUUUUACGACCCAGAAACAAACAAAUAAUCAGACAUGAUAGUUCGCCGGACGAACUACUCAUUGUAGAGAGGAUCGCUUGCAACAUGGGUCAACAGACAUCGAGAAAGAGCGGCGAAUGCACGUGCGGUUGCGGCGCGUGGGAGAGACGCAGGUACGCGGAGUCGCCGAGCAGCGUGCACCGCUACGUGAGCGCCGUCACCGACAGAUGGAGUGCGAGGGAGUGCGCGUGUCGGCGUCGCAGGUGGCGGCGGCCGGCCUGCGUGUGUACCGCCUACAGGCGCGUCAGCGACGCCUGCCACGACGACCGAUUGGCUGCAGUUCUAACGCUGGGCGCGAGGGACCUCCGACGUGAAUUGGAUGCCAUUGUCAUUAACACAGACACAGAUACGAAUAGAGAGAUUGGAGAGCCCACCGCUGAAGUGUAUGUACUGUCAGUGGCGCCUCGCGAGAGUGAGGCCUUACAAGAGGGCAGGCGGGCGGAACUGGCUCAGGCGAACGAUCCCUCCAUCAGGCGUUUCCAGGUGGUCUGCGGUGGCGAGCUGCGCGCGUUACUGAUCCGUGGGCCCCCCCUCGCGCACCAGCCCCUGCCGCCGCCACUCACCACCGUGCACACACAGGUCGAUUACAAGCAUUGUCUGGUACCGGAUUUGCAGGAAAUAACUGCCUGCUCGUUCUACUGGGGGAAGAUGGACAGGUACGAGGCGGAACGUCUGCUUGACAACAAACCCGAAGGCACGUUCCUUCUCCGCGACUCGGCCCAGGAGGAGCAUCUGUUCUCGGUGUCGUUCCGCAAGUACGGUCGCUCGCUGCACGCGCGCAUCGAGCACUACCAGCACCGGUUCAGCUUCGACUCGCACGACCCCGCCGUGUUCGCCGCGCCCACCGUCACCGGCCUCAUAGAACACUACAAGCAGGACCCCGCGUGCGUGAUGUUCUUCGAGCCGAUGCUGACGGCGCCGCUGCCGCGCACCGCGCCCUUCUCGCUGCAGCAGCUGGCGCGCGCCGCCAUCGUCUCCCGCCUCAGCUACGACGGCGUGGAGCAGCUGCCGCUGCCGGCCCGGCUGCGCGCCUACCUCAAGGAGUACCACUACCGGCAGCGCGUGCGCGUGCGGCGCCUCGAGCCCGACGCCUACGAGCCGCAGAUGUAGCGCUUUCGGUGGCGCGACAGGGCCCUCCUGCUCGUGCUGUGCGGGGUGUGUGCGCUCGUGAAAGUGAACAGCCUGGUCGCGUUGUAUUUUAACCUCAGUAUAUACGGUGACUGUGAUUAGUGAUCGGGACGCUUUAUAAGUAUUGUGUAUGAGAUGGGAGAACAUAACUGUGUAGAGAAAUCCCCACUCAAUCCUAGUGGAACAUGAGUAUUGUAUGGGUUAUUCUCUUCUCCGUCUUCACUUCGAUGGAAACCGAGUCUGUCUAUAUUGGUUGUGUGAAAUGUUCUCCGUGUGCACGUUCAAUCAUCGGCCAUCGAUAAGGACUCUAUUUAAAGUGAAUUUAAAUUGAUUUACAACGAUAGAGCUAUUGUCAUUUGUUUAAUUAUCGCUGCAGAUAUGUUUAAAACCUAACAUAAUUAAACAUAACAAUAACGUCAUGGUUGUUUUGACCGAAUUAAGUGCAAUAAUUAAAUAAUGUUAAUAGUUUCUAAUGUGAUAUCCGAGUCAAGAAUCCGGAAUUAAUACAUACCAGGAACAAUGUAACAAUGUUACCUUUGGACUAUACUUUAAUGUGGUCAGUGGCUGAUUUACUAGCAAAUUUAAUAGGCUUGUGCCUUGGGAGUCUUCGAGACAUCUUUCCGAUGUUCUUUAUUUCUUACCUUCCAAUGUAUUAUUAACAAUUCAUGAUACAGUUUUUUUGUUUUAAAUGGAACAAAUGCUAAGAAGUUAUUAUACUUAUUAAGAAGCGUUGGUUGAAAAUUUAAUUUAAAUUUUAAUUGAAUAUUCUUACGUGCGAGGUUAUAGGGAUAAGAGUUGAAAACUUUUUAAAUGUGUAAAUCUGCCACUGAGGGUUGCUUAGAAGGGAUGUAUGGUUGGGCGUAGGCUUACAUCUUUUUAAAUUUCCAGCGUAUACAUUCAGGCUUCUAAAUGGUGUUAACAAUUUAUGCGAGUAAUGCGAUCACUGGCUUUUCAGAUUACAGUCAAAUACAAUAGCCGAUAAACUACAUUUUCAAUCGAUUAUAUAAUAACAAUAUUUAUAAUUAUAUUUAACUAUUCACAUACUAUAUAUAUUCGUUCCUCAUUGUUGUAAUAUUAGCCGUUUCAUAUUGCUUCGUCAGCUUUGAUAUAAAGUUUAAUAAUCAGCAUACCGUAUAAGCUUUUCUUAAAGUGCUAUAAUAAUUAGAUUUAUGUCAUUAGUGCUAUGUAAUAAAACUGUAUAGUACAUUCCGAUGGUUACAGUGGAUAUUUACAAAUUCCAUGCAAUUAUCGCUGUAUUGUACACCACGAACAGUUCUCGAUUAAUACAUCUCUAUAUAUAACACGACACUGUUACCCUUAACAACUUAUAUACAUUUUAAUAUACUUCCGAAUAACUCCGCCUGCCAUUGGAAUUUACUAUAUAAGUAUUAUAUUUAAGGACAAAAUUUGCAAUAAAAAAUAUAUAUAUAUAUAUAUAUAAUUUAAUUAAUUAUAUAUAGUGGCUCAUGAUUCUCUUCCAUAAAUGUAAAUUGGUUACGAAUUAGGGGAAAAUAUUUACUACGAGAGUAUUAGAGUUGUGUAGUUAUACUCGCAAAAGUAUACUGUUACAAUUGAUAUUAAUUAGAUUUGCAAUGAAUAUUCAGAUACUGUCUCUGUAUUAUAAUAAUAAUAUAUUAGGCCUUAGCCCAGCAGUGGGACAGUAACAGGCUGUUACUAUUUACUUUAUCUCUGUAUUUGCCAAUACCAUACAACAGUUACCACCGGGCCAUCUCGGCUUUUUAAAAAAAAAAAAAAGCCGAGAUGGCCCGGUGGUAAGAACGCGUGAAUCUUAACCGAUGAUCGUGGGUUCAAACCCGGGCAAGCACCACUGAAUUUUCAUGUGCUUAAUUUGUGAUUAUAAUUCAUCUCGUGCUUUACGGUGAAGGAAAACAUCGUGAGGAAACCUGCAUGUGUCUAAUUUCACUGAAAUUCUGCCACAUGUGAAUUCUACCAACCCGCAUUGGAGCAGCGUGGUGGAAUAAGCUCCAAACCUUCUCCUCAAAAAGAGGAGAGGAGGCCUUUAGCCCAGCAGUGGGACAUUCACAGGCUGUUACGGUUACGGUACAACAGUUUGUUCCAACGGCAGGUUGAAUAAAGAUUACAUAAGAUAUAAGAUAAAUAUAUAUAUAUAUAUAUAUAUAGAUUUAUAUUAUUUGUAAUGCAAUACUAUUCCAUUUCAAUUUACUUGGACAAUUUAUUCGACAUUCGAAAUGUAAUUUUUUCACAAUUCAACAAUGAACACCACAGAUAAUUUAUAUUUCGACCAAUAUUGUAAAAUCAUGGUGAGAUUUUUUUAUGUACUUGUGCCAUUGGAAUCAGUUAUUCGUUUGGAUAAAUCAAUCAACCAAGGUGCGCCAAAGCUCCCGACCCUCCGCCUUCCGCAUCCAGUCGGUCCCCGCCACCUUUGUAAGGUCGUCGGUCCACCUGGCUGGAGGGCGCCCUACGCUGCGCUUGCCGAUCCGCGGUCUCCACUCUAGGACUCGUCUGCUCCAACGGCCAUCGCUCCCACGACAUACGUGACCAGCCCACUGUCACUUCAGCCUGCUAAUUUUGAAAGCUAUUUCGGUGACUCCGAUUCUUUUCCGGAUAAUCUCAUUUCUGAUCUUAUCCUUCAAAGAUACUCCGAGCAUAGCUCGCUCCAUAGCACGCUCAGCGUUUGGAUAAAAAUGCCGUCAAAUACUGAGCAAUAUUCGUAAAACAUAUAUAUUUCUCCCGUUAUCAUAUAUAUAUAAUUUGUAUUAUAUGAUUAUAUUGAAUCGUUGCAAAUCUAAUUAGUAAGCCCAUUUUAGAGUCAACGGUAUGCUUAUUAAAGUAAUUAUAACAAAGAACGAUAAAAUUGUAGAAAUAUAAAGAGAAUUAACAUUUUAGAUGAUAAAAUUGUUAUAAUAACUACUGGCUUUAUUUAUAAAUAUUGUUUCGUGGUGAUUUGUCAAACGAUGCUGUGUCUCGUUCCGGCUUAUGUCAAAUCAAUGAUGACAGAAAGAGAUGUCGAUGUCAAGGUUUUUGUUUCGCUUGUUGGUAGGGCAUUGUGCAAGCUCGUUUGUGUUUAUCAUAUAUUCAACCGCAAAACAGCAGUACUUGGUAUUGUUGUGUUCCGGUUUGAAGGGUGAGUAAGCCAGUGUAAUUACAGGCACAAGACGUCACAGACAUAACAUCUUAGUUUCCAAGGUUGGUGGCGCAUUGGUGAUGUAAGCGAUGGUUAACAUUUCUUACAAUGCCAAUGUCUAUGGGCGUUGGUGACCACUUACCAUCAGGCCCAUAUGCUCGUACGCCUUUUAUAUAAAAAAAAAUAUAGUAAUAAGACGUUAUGUUCCCAAUGCUGUUGGCUGACUUGUCAGUCUGCCUAUCUAAUAUGAUUAAAAGUAAAAUAACAGCCUGUGAAUGUCUCACUGCUGGGAUAAGAUCUCCUCUUGGAGAUUAUUCUAACACAAUGCUCAAAUUUGGGUGGGGAAACACAUUUGGCGGAAUUACAGCGAAUAUUUCUCACAGCGCCAAUGACCAUGAGCGGUGCUGACCACUUACCAUCAAGUCGCACUUUAGCUAUUAAGCCUGAAAAUUUAAAAAAAAGUAGUUCAACUAAACACCAACUUAACAAUGUUUAUAUUUAAAGUAUAUAAUGAAUGUAUUCGAUGUAACUAACUUACUAAAUGUGUAAAAAACUAUUUUUCUAAAGUUAACUAUUGUUUUUGCCGCUACAUGGCAUUAAAAAUUGAAAUAUUUUUGGACUGAUACGUUUCAAUUUGUAUGUUAUUUAUUUGUAAGAUAUAUAUAUAAUAUAUGUAAUUCAUUAUGUCUUGAUGUACGGAGACAGUGAAGGUCAUACAAUGGUUCUCAAUAUGCAAUACGAGUUCUCCAUGAAGCGAAUUAGUAUAUGCGACGUGCUUUCCAAGGCACGCGACUGUACUCACAUCCAACUUCCAGACUCUAGGCUGCUACUGAGAUCUUUCGACGGAAACAGCUCGAUAGUUUCUUUAUUGGCCCGACCUGGGAUUUGAACUCAGGGUCUAGGGGUCUGCGGUCUUAUAUCUAGCCACUAGACCAACGAGGCAGCCAAAAAUGGUGCCCGAUAUGCCUGACCUGUGACCCAUCACGGGUGAUAAUGACCACUUGACAACUAUAUUUAAAAAGUAUAAUUAAUUAAGUGUUAAAGUCGAAACUAUUGAGAACCGCUGCAAUGAUCUAGUGCAUGGUUUCCGGCAAGUAUAUAAAAGAUUUCGGUUAAGCGUUUUUAAAAUGAACAAUAUGCGUUGUGAUGAACGAAAACCUUGUAUAGCUUAUUCCAAUCGAGAAAAGAGUAAAGAUAAACGACCCAUAGAUUUACAUAUCCCACGCGAUUCGCUACAGCUCUGCUGUAUUGUACACCACGAACAGUUCUCGAUUAAUAUAUCUCUAUAUAUAACACGACACUGUUCCACUUAGCUACUUAUAUACACUUUGAUUUCACUUCCAAAUUUCCGAUAACAACUUCGCUGACAUAAAAAAAAACUCUUCUUUCGCGAAUCCAUAGUGAAUACCACAGACUAUACAACACGUCGACCAAUGACAUCGCGUCAAUUCAACGACAAUGAGUCGUUUAUUUGUCUUUACUCUUAUGGUUGGAAUAGAUUAUAGAAUAUUGUACGUGAUUAAUAGAUAUAUACGCGAAUACCAUCUUUAUAUAAGCCAUCACUAUAAAAUUGAACUAUGUAUAAAUUAUAUUAUUUCAUAUAUUUAUUUUGUAUAUAUAUGUAUGUAUUAAAUUCAUAAAUAUAUAUGAAGCGUUUGGGAAUAAACAGUGUCUUAGAAUAUAAGAAUUUGAAUAUAUACCGUAAAGUAUUAUAUAAGCUAAUGAAAUUAUUGUAUAUCCUGUAUGGUAGGUUUGGUCGCUAAGCGAAUGGGUUCCGGUUUUGAUCGACCCUGGCUCUCGAUCAGGCUAGAACGAUGUUGUCUUUCAACGCCAUCUGGUUUACGCUUUCACUUAAACUGAAUUUCAGUUAAUUUUCUAUAAAUAAUAAUUAUCACAUUUAUAAAAGUCAAACAAUGCGAUAGUGUUGUGUGUUACCCGUUGAAAAAAAAAAAAAAAAGUGAGAUUUUGCGUACAAGUUGUCAGACAGAUUUAUAAUAGAGUACGUGAGACUUGUCUUCUCACUCUCACGCGGUAUUCGUUGCUACGUUACUAGGUUACGUCAUAUAUUACGUAACACCUCUCCCCCCUCACACGCGGGAGGUAACUCGUUGCAACGUUACGUUUCACCGACUGACAAUGUCACGGACGCAUUCUCGGAGCGGACCGACCUAGUGUAUGCAUGUAUUGUACGGUAAACCAUAGAUUUGAUAUGUUCGCACUGCUUUAAUAUUAAAUACAAGUCAUUUAUGUAAGAAUGAUAAAUAAUGAUUCGCUUGGAUGAUGGCCAACUGCGCAGGAUAUAUUAGUGGAAGUAUCUGAGCAAACAUAAAGCUUCGUAUUCAUUCCUUCGCUCUCGUAAUCUUUGCGUGCUUUCCGAGGCACGGGAUUGUAACUAUGACAACUAACAAACAUUGGGCGUUUACUGAAAAUUUUUCAACGGAAUAUUCGAAUACUAAUUUAAAGCCUAAGACAGGCCAGUACUGGUCCAGUCUUACGUCUAAUGGCUGAUAACAAUUGCAUUGAAUAAAAAGCUGCAUUUAAUAAUAAAGCAGUGUGAAUAAAGUCUUUAGAAUGAUUAGAAAGGUCAUGAUAAAAACUAUAGACAUAGAUAAUGAUUUAGAAGGCUUUGAAGAAUCACAGAUGACGAAAAGCAUAUCUCCUUCGGUUAUUCAGUCAUUUGAAAGUGUGGCGUCUAUAGCUUGAUAGUAUUCAUGGUUGAAAUUCCGUAGUCUCUUUAUAAUAAUAGUACUAUAACCAUUUGGACACCAUAAGGGCAGUCCAGAAGUAUUUCGAGACGGUAUAUUGAUAUUAGACGAAUGAAACGAAUCGUUUUUUGUACGUUAGUAAUCGAUCGUUUUCUAGUUACGAAUAACCAGCCUAGCCUAGUGGUUAGAACGCGUGAAUCUUAACCGAUGAUCGUGGGUUCAAACCCGGGCAAACACCACUCCAUUUUCAUGUGCUUAAUUUGUGGUUACAAUUCAUCUCGUGCUUGACGGUGAAGGAAAACAUCGUGAGGAAACCUGCAUGUGUCUAAUUUCAUUGAAAUUCUGCCACAUGUGUAUUCUACCAACCCGCAUUGGAGCAGCGUGGUGGAAUAAGCACCAAACCUUCUCCUCAAAAAGGGAGAGGAAGCCUUAGCCCAGCAGUGGGACUUUAACAGGCUGUUACUGUUACUGUUAGCCGUUAAAGUUUACGUUAGAUACAUGCGACUAUGAUUUUUCUAUUACGAAGACAAUUCUACCGUCCGUAAUGAAAACGAAUCGUUUCUUGUUUAUAGUUUAUACAUUAAUCAGUUUGUCUUUUCUAUCCGUUGUCUAUGUCUAUGUCUAUGGUGAACCGUAUAUCUAUAAGCGAUUAGAAUUUUCAUAUUAAAAUAGUGUAGAAAUGAAGCGCGGAUUACGGAUAGUGGUUUCGCGCCAUCGAUGGCUAUUUAUUUUAGUUUCAAAUUGGCUUCCUGCAAUUAAUAUUUUAUAAUAAUAUAUAUAUAUAUAUAUAUAAAAUUAUAUUGUUAUAAAAUAAUUUAUAUAUAUAUAUAUAAUGUCGGAUAUUCUACUUAUCGAUAAAGCUUCGGUAAAACCAAUUAAUUAUCCAUUUUUAAAGUAACCUCCGGUUUGCAUAUAAAUCAAGGCGUGAUCAGUUAAACAAUGCUGUGUCUCCUUCUUACGUAUGUAAAAUCAAACAUGAUAGAAAGAAAGAAAUCAGUGUUGAAACAGUCGAUAAACAUUCAUUAGUAAGACCGUUACUGUGUAGAAUUACUUUAGAAUAUUAAUUAACAAACUUCUGGCUUCAUUGAUUAAUUUAUUAAUUUGCUACAAAAUUAUUGAUUAAAAUCCGGAACUUUAAUGUUGAACGCAAUAUAUAUUUAAAUAUAUACUUAUGUAUUACCAGUGAAUUGUUAAUAAAUCAUGAUAUACAAAUCCGUUUCAAAGAUUCUGUUCGUUGAGUGUUCGUUUUAUCUUAAAAAAAUAUGUUUUUGAUUAAAUUAUAGCAAUUGCAUAGUCGACUAAAGGACAUCACAACAUUAAAACUAACGUAUAUCUUAUAUGUACUUAUUAUUAUUAUUUUUUAUGAUUAUAAAUAUCAUGGCCAUACCCUAAUUUAUAAAAAGAAAUUUGCGUUUGUUUGAGCAAACCGGUUUGCGCAGUUUUAUUACGUAUAUGCGAACGGUAAAAAGUUAGCUUUUAAAGGUCAAAGUGAAUUUGUUUGAUCAUUGGUGUGUUAAAUACUCGGAAAUUCGCAAUGUAUUUGUUUUUACGAUCACAUAGUAAUAUGACUCAAACUUGUUACUGUGUAGUCAAAACACGGCGUUUCGUCUAUAUGUAGCAUCUUUGCUGCGCAAACCGAUUUGCACAAGAAAACGCGUAGACGAAUUCUAGUAUUGUUUUCAGGAUUUCAGAAUUCACUAGUGAAAUUAUUGCUAGAAUUAUAGGAAUCUUUUUUUUCUGUCAUGUAUCUAUGUUAUUUGAGCGAGCGCAAAAUAUUCUGCCAAUGUCACGAAUAAAAUAUAUAAGAAUCCUUAAAAUUGACGUCAAUGUUUUUUUGACACGUUUGUGUCGAAUGUCAAGUGAUGACAAUUUGCUUGUAAUACAAAUUAUAAACGUUUCAAUAAGAUUUGAAUAAAAUUUAUUUAAUUUAAAUAGUUUAGCGAUUUAAAUGAAAAACUUUUAGUGAUUUUGUACAAAUUUUAUUAAAAUGUUUUUGUAUCUUAAUAUUGUUUCGAUAUGUGUUACAUAACCCUAUUUAAUUUUAAAUUAUAUUAAUAAUGUUUAUUAAAGUGGUUGUCAGUUAAUCUUUAUUAUGUAAUUUAAUACAUAAGCGUCUCUUUAGUUGUAUAAUUUUGUAUAGUAAUAUAUAACGUAUAGAUUAUAAUUGUUUUAAUAACUUUUCAUGUAUUAAUAUGGAGUGUAGACCGCGCGAAGCGUACAAAUUAUAUUGAAGAAUCAAUAAAUAAAUGUAUUUUAAAUCUA